CUCGUCGUUGGCUUCCCGGAGUUGCAGAAAAACUAUAUAUGUAAAUGGAACUUUAUCCAUCUGAAAUCUGAAUCAUCUUAUUUAAAACGCCGUUUUGAGCCAGGCUAAGCGCUCUGUUUGCUGAAGGAUCUUGUGGGGAAGCUACUGAGAGGGAGCCAUGUUUCUCUACAACAUCACGCUGCAGCGUGCCACUGGCAUCACCCAUGCCAUCCAUGGAAACUUUUCAGGAACCAAGAUGCAGGAGAUUGUUGUUUCUAGGGGAAAGAUCUUGGAAUUAUUGCGGCCAGAUGCCAACACAGGAAAGGUGCACACUCUGCUCACAGUGGAGGUGUUUGGCAUUAUCAGGUCCCUGAUGGCAUUCAGACUCACUGGAGGAACCAAAGAUUACAUAGUUGUGGGAAGUGACAGCGGCCGUAUUGUCAUCCUGGAAUAUCAUCCAUCGAAAAACAUGUUUGAGAAGAUUCACCAGGAAACGUUUGGAAAGAGCGGCUGUCGGCGCAUUGUUCCUGGACAGUUCCUGGCUGUCGACCCAAAAGGCAGAGCUGUUAUGAUAGGAGCAAUCGAGAAACAGAAGCUGGUUUAUAUUCUGAACAGAGACGCAGCUGCGAGACUGACCAUCUCCUCUCCACUGGAAGCCCAUAAAGCGAACACACUGGUGUACCAUGUUGUCGGAGUCGAUGUUGGCUUUGAAAAUCCCAUGUUUGCUUGCUUAGAAAUGGACUAUGAGGAAGCUGACAAUGACCCAACAGGAGAAGCUGCUGCAAACACGCAACAGACGCUCACUUUUUACGAGCUGGACCUUGGCUUGAAUCAUGUUGUCCGCAAGUACAGCGAGGCUUUGGAAGAGCAUGGAAACUUCCUCAUCACUGUCCCUGGUGGUUCAGAUGGGCCCAGUGGAGUUCUGAUCUGCUCUGAAAACUACAUCACUUACAAGAACUUUGGAGACCAGCCUGACAUCCGCUGUCCCAUCCCGCGACGCAGGAAUGAUCUGGAUGACCCAGAGCGUGGCAUGAUAUUUGUCUGCUCAGCCACCCACAAGACCAAGUCCAUGUUCUUCUUCCUGGCACAGACUGAGCAGGGAGACAUCUUUAAGGUUACCCUGGAGACAGAUGAAGAAAUGGUCACAGAAAUCAGGCUGAAGUAUUUUGACACGAUCCCUGUGGCAACAGCCAUGUGUGUCCUGAAGACCGGCUUCCUGUUUGUGUCGUCAGAGUUUGGAAACCAUUACCUCUACCAGAUCGCUCACUUAGGUGACGACGACGACGAACCUGAGUUCUCAUCUGCAAUGCCAUUGGAAGAGGGAGACACCUUCUUUUUCCAGCCCCGCCCCCUCAAAAACCUAGUGCUGGUGGAUGAGCAGGAGAACUUAUCACCCAUCAUGUCCUGUCAGAUUGCUGAUUUGGCCAAUGAAGACACACCUCAGCUGUAUGUGGCCUGUGGACGAGGUCCAAGGUCAACCCUAAGGGUCCUUCGGCACGGACUCGAGGUUUCAGAGAUGGCUGUGUCUGAGCUGCCCGGUAACCCCAACGCUGUGUGGACAGUACGCAGACACGUGGAAGAUGAGUUUGACGCCUACAUCAUCGUGUCUUUCGUCAACGCUACUCUGGUUCUGUCCAUCGGGGAGACUGUAGAGGAAGUGACAGAUUCUGGAUUUCUGGGAACAACGCCCACUCUCUCCUGCUCCCUGCUGGGUGAAGAUGCCUUGGUGCAAGUGUACCCAGACGGCAUCCGCCACAUCAGAGCAGACAAGCGUGUGAACGAGUGGAAGACUCCUGGGAAAAAAACAAUUGUCCGCUGCGCUGUGAACCAGCGGCAGGUGGUGAUCGCCCUCACUGGAGGAGAGCUGGUCUACUUUGAGAUGGACCCGUCCGGCCAGCUGAAUGAGUACACAGAGCGGAAAGAGAUGUCUGCAGAUGUGGUUUGCAUGAGCCUGGCUAACGUCCCACCUGGUGAGCAACGCUCUCGAUUCCUGGCUGUUGGACUGGUUGACAACACUGUUCGAAUCAUCUCCCUGGACCCUUCGGACUGCCUGCAGCCGCUGAGUAUGCAGGCCCUGCCAGCCCAGCCAGAGAGUCUGUGUAUCGUAGAGAUGGGAGGCGUCGAGAAACAGGAUGAACUUGGAGAAAAGGGAACCAUCGGAUUCCUCUACCUCAACAUUGGACUUCAGAAUGGUGUGCUGCUCAGGACUGUGUUGGACCCAGUAACCGGUGACCUGUCGGAUACAAGAACACGCUACUUGGGGUCACGACCUGUCAAACUCUUCAGAGUCAGGAUGCAGGGACAGGAAGCUGUGCUGGCAAUGUCCAGUCGUUCCUGGCUCAGCUACUCGUACCAGUCUCGCUUCCAUCUGACCCCUCUGUCAUAUGAGACUCUGGAGUACGCCUCUGGCUUUGCCUCUGAGCAAUGCCCAGAAGGUAUAGUGGCCAUCUCCACCAACACACUGAGAAUCUUGGCUUUGGAGAAGUUAGGGGCUGUCUUCAACCAGGUGGCCUUUCCUCUGCAGUGCACCCCCAGAAAAUUUGUUAUCCACCCGGAGACCAACAACCUCAUUUUGAUUGAGACUGACCACAAUGCCUACACCGAGGCGACCAAAGCUCAGCGAAAGCAGCAGAUGGCUGAGGAGAUGGUGGAGGCUGCUGGCGAGGAUGAAAGAGAACUGGCCGCUGAGAUGGCCGCUGCCUUCCUCAACGAGAAUCUCCCAGAAGCCAUCUUUGGUGCACCUAAAGCUGGAGCCGGGCAGUGGGCCUCACUGGUGCGUCUGGUCAACCCCAUACAGGGUUCCACAUUGGACCAGGUGCAACUGGAACAGAACGAAGCUGCAUUCAGUGUGGCCGUGUGUCGUUUCACCAACACAGGAGACGAUUGGUAUGUUCUGGUUGGUGUUGCCAGAGACAUGAUUCUCAACCCCAGAUCAGUGGCUGGUGGCUUUAUCUACACCUAUAGGCUGAUUGGUGGAGGGGAGAAGCUGGAGUUUGUUCACAAGACCCCGGUGGAGGACGUGCCUUUGGCCAUUGCUCCAUUCCAGGGACGAGUCCUGGUGGGGGUUGGGAAACUGCUGAGAAUCUAUGACCUGGGCAAAAAGAAGCUGCUUCGCAAAUGUGAAAAUAAGCACGUACCCAACCUGGUGACUGGUAUCCAUACCAUCGGCCAGCGUGUAAUUGUGACAGACGUCCAGGAGAGUCUGUUCUGGGUUCGUUAUCGACGUAACGAGAACCAGCUCAUCAUCUUUGCUGACGACACAUAUCCACGCUGGGUGACAACGGCCUGUCUGCUCGACUAUGACACCAUGGCCUCCGCUGACAAGUUCGGGAACAUCAGCAUUGUGCGUCUUCCCCCCAACACCAGUGAUGAUGUGGAUGAAGACCCCACAGGGAACAAAGCUUUAUGGGACAGAGGCCUGCUUAAUGGAGCGUCACAGAAGGCUGAGGUCAUAAUGAACUACCACGUAGGAGAGACAGUGUUAUCUCUCCAGAAAACCACUCUGAUUCCUGGAGGUUCAGAGUCCUUGGUUUACACCACACUGUCUGGAGGCAUCGGCAUACUGGUCCCAUUCACCUCACAUGAGGAUCAUGACUUUUUCCAGCAUUUAGAGAUGCACAUGCGCUCUGAAUUCCCUCCACUGUGCGGUAGAGACCAUCUCAGCUUUAGAUCCUACUACUUCCCGGUUAAGAAUGUGAUUGAUGGAGAUCUGUGCGAGCAGUUUAACAGUAUGGACCCUCACAAGCAGAAGAGUGUGGCAGAAGAGCUGGACAGAACGCCACCAGAGGUCUCUAAGAAACUGGAGGAUAUUCGCACUCGCUACGCUUUCUAAUCAUACACACAGCCUCACCUUCACCUAGAAGGGAUGGACGAAUACACCUUUUAUAAGACUAUUACACCUGCUGCUGUGCCACAGUAUGCCCCUUUAAGGACACAGAUUGAUGGAGACUUACGGAUUGCUCUAUGAAAAAUGUUCAAGAUGUCACAAAUAUUGAUUUUAUUUCCCACACAUUGGUCAGUUAGGCUGCCAGUCAAACGCACCUUUACUUUGCCAAUGCAAAGGACUAUUCAAAACUAAAACUAAAAUGUGUGUGAACAGUCACCCACACAGUGAUGUGAAAUGUCAUCCUGUCAUUCCCCCAUAUACAUACUUUCUGACAAAAUUACUGUGAAUGUUGUGUCAGAUUUUCCACACCUCCCCUGUGCUGGUGUCAGCACAAACUACACAUAUGCAGCGAUACCAUACCAAGCUAACAUUACAGGGAAACAUCACAGGAAGUCUUGGUCAUUAGCUCACUUAACAUUGUGAAAUUGUGGUGUCAUAAUUACCUCCAUUCACACGUAUAGCUGUGUGAACAGCCUUCACACACAGAUGUGUGAAUAGAAUUCACACAUCUGUGUGCGACGCUUUUGCGCUGUCACCCGCACACUUUGAGCACGUACAUACUGAUCCCAAAUCAUCUGUCAUCAUCUGUAAGCAAGUGAAAAACAUUUUUAUUUAAAGAUGUUUUAACUCAUGUCAAGUAGAAAAGACUAGUUAUUCCCUAAUGGACACAAUGUGUAGAGAUUGGAUUCCAUGCUGCUUGGACAGAAGACCCUUGAGAGCUGAGCAUAUUUUUAUUGUCUGUAACAGGUUGUUUAGUGAGAAGGUGAUUAUCAUUUUGUGUGUCCUCCAUUUUUGAUUUCAGCAAAACAUGUUUUUGUAUGGUGUGAUUAUUUUAAUGUGUAUUGAUUGGAAUGAUCUGUUAUGAUGCAUUUACCGUAGUCCCAGACGGUAUUAUUAAAAUCUUUCUUAGCCCCUGGCCCUACCUAUGUCUAGUUGAUAACAUUGGCCCCAGGCUCAUUAAAUCACUUUGCUCACUCGCAGCUGGGAACCAGACAGAAGCCGACCUUUAACCAAGUCCAGGCCACGGAAGAAGUGUUGCCAUAAUGUGGCAUUAGACGAUGGGUGAACUCAGACUAAAUAAGUGGGUGGAAGAAUACUGAAGGUUUGCACUGGGUGUUGUUCUUCUCAGUCCUGUAAAUUCCCAACCUCAGCCACAGGCACAGACAUAGCAUUCCACGGUAGUCACUGAAUUUAGGGGUUUGUGGGACAGGGGCAGUGGUCUGUUUUGUAAAUAAAGAUGUUUUUUUGUACUUUA
Messenger RNA from Seriola dumerili (greater amberjack), 5120 nucleotides. It is a transcript of the gene sf3b3, whose product is annotated as splicing factor 3b subunit 3. The record is from RefSeq and is a predicted model, not a curated record. Bases 158 to 3811 code for a protein of 1217 amino acids. Gene Ontology annotation, molecular function: U2 snRNA binding; protein binding. Gene Ontology annotation, biological process: mRNA splicing, via spliceosome. Lineage: Eukaryota; Metazoa; Chordata; Actinopteri; Carangiformes; Carangidae. Gene Ontology annotation, cellular component: nucleus; U2 snRNP. The transcript is spliced from 27 exons.